Molecule: messenger RNA, 1032 nt
Organism: Salvia splendens (bonfire salvia)
Lineage: Eukaryota; Viridiplantae; Streptophyta; Magnoliopsida; Lamiales; Lamiaceae
Product: extensin
Exons: 2
Coding region: 41-769 (242 amino acids)
Biological process (GO): plant-type cell wall organization
Molecular function (GO): structural constituent of cell wall
Source: RefSeq, a predicted model, not a curated record
UGGUGAAGUAGAAACACCAACAAACUCCAAAAUCCUAAAGAUGGGAACAAAAGCAAACAUGGCUUCUUCUCUCACCACCACUUUGGUGGUGGCAGCUCUUGCCAUCUUCUUGCCGGCAAUAGCCAAUGCUAACUACCACUACGCUUCUCCUCCACCACCAUACCACUACUCAUCCCCGCCACCGCCAGUGCACUCUCCUCCACCACCAUACCACUACUCGUCCCCACCGCCGCCAGUGCACUCCCCCCCACCACCAUACCACUACUCAUCCCCACCGCCACCUAAGCACCACUACGAGUACAAAUCACCACCACCACCGACCCCGGUGUACAAGUACAAGUCUCCACCACCGCCACCUAAGCACCCGUACGUGUACAAGUCACCACCACCACCAACUCCCGUGUACAAAUACAAGUCACCACCACCACCAACACCGGUGUACAAAUACAAGUCUCCUCCACCACCUAAGCACCCGUAUGUUUACAAGUCCCCUCCUCCCCCAACACCCGUCUACAAGUACAAAUCACCACCACCACCAACCCCGGUGUACAAGUACAAGUACCCUCCUCCACCAACACCCGUCUACAAGUACAAGUCACCCCCACCCCCAACCCCGGUGUACAAGUACAAGUCUCCUCCACCGCCAACUCCAGUGUACAAAUACAAGUCACCACCACCACCAACCCCGGUCUACAAGUACAAAUCUCCACCGCCGCCGGAGCACAAGCCAUACUACUACUCUUCUCCACCUCCUCCUCACCACUACUGAUCAGCGAAUAUUCAAUGAUAUGGGAAUGUCUGAAAAAGACAACGUGGCUGUGGACUGAAAGAGAUGGAUCCAUGCAUGAGGAGAAGAAAAAUUAAAUGAGGAAAACUAUAUUAUUAGCAAUAAGCCAAAGGCAGACGCUCUUUCCAUAUUUUAUUUUGUGUGUUUGUUUGAUGUUUAGUGCAAAAUGUUCCCAUGUUUCUGUAAUUUCAUAUUUUCUAUAUUGUUCAAUUCUAUAAAUGGUGUUCCUUUUCUACUUUUCUCAA